UGUGACAACACGAAUCCACUUCAACCAAGCUUUCGAGUGACGGUUGACUAGCAUCUCAGUCUCAGGAGGACACUUAUCCGCCUCCUGUUCCCAUGUCUUACAAAGGUGGGGGAAUGACACACCCAGGUCUCAGCUACGGUGGAUUAACAAAGUGUCCAGACCUGCUCCCGAGCCAGCUAACACUUUUGAAGACACUUUCCACUGCUCUUGCAUCCCUGUUCAUAGCGUAAGUCUGUCCUCCCAGUCUUGACAUCCUGUAGAAUCUACACCCAACCGUUGACCCCAAGUCCGAGGAGCAUCUAUCUGCCUCGUCUGCCGAUGUUUGGGAAGAGAUCAUUGCUGGUGUUGGUCAUUUUUGUUGCCACCUUUCUGAUGCUCUGUUUAAUGUAUUCUAACUCUGCCGGAGAGCUACCCACUGAUGUUCGCCCCCCGUCAAAAAGGUUAUCGUUCUCCAUUGGCCCUCCUCCACCUAGUGAAUGUACCUGUCCUGGGGGCUCAGUGUUACUCAAAGACCACAUCCCCAAGGAGGAGUAUGAGGAGCUGAUGCAACGUCGGGCUAAGGAGUUAAAGCAGCACAAAGCCAGGACAUCAUCUGUAUUAUCCAGGCUGCUGUUUGCUUUGCCCAACUCUCCCCUGCAGUACCCUGUCCAGGGGUACACAGUACGGCCUUUGACCCCAACCCUUAUACCAGGUUUAGAGCUGCAUGCGGGGAAAAGAAGCAACUACAAGGUGUUCUUGGAUGUGUCCAAAGGCACCCUGAGCACGGAGAUCCCCGGAGAAGAGGCGACCGUCAAAGAGGUUGGUAAGACGGGGCUGACUAUUGAGUCUAGCAACCUCGACGUCCUCAACAAGCUUCUGGCCAAAGUGACCUACACUAGUACUGUCUAUCACGUGAAUACCGCAGACCUUGCUUCCUUCAAGUUUGAAGACCACCAUGCUGUGUUUCCUAUUGCCAUUAAACAGCCUCAGCUCCCAGUCCUCUACGACAUGGGAAAAGACAUCAACUCUCAUGUUACCAUCGCCACCAAGACUUUCCUGCGUUAUCCACAACUGAAGGUGCUGUUAAAAAGCAUCCGGGAUUUCUAUAGCAACAUAAAAGUCAUUAUUGCAGAUGACAGCCUAAAACCAGAGCCCAUUACUGGAGAAAACGUCCUGCAUUACAUCAUGCCUCCAGCCCAGGGCUGGUUUGCUGGCAGGAAUCUGGCUGUGUCCCAGGUUACCACCAAAUACUUUCUGUGGGUGGAUGAUGACUUUGUGUUUACAGAGAACACAAAGAUAGAGAAACUUGUGGAGGUGAUGGAGGCAGUUCCUGAACUCGACGUAGUUGGUGCUUCAGUGGAAGGGAACAUGUUUUACUUUUCUCUUGACUAUAACGAAGGAACAGAAACAGAUGGUGGCUGCCUGGACAGGAAGUCUAAUGGGAAGUUCCAUUCUCUCCCUGAUUACCCACAAUGUUCUCUGGCCAGUGGGGUAGUCAACUUCUUCCUGGCUCGUACAGAUGCCGUACAGAGGGUUGGAUUUGACCCUAAGCUCAAGCGUGUAGCGCACUCAGAGUUCUUUAUGGAUGGCCUGGGUUCCUUGAUGGUUGCCUCAUGUGGCCACGUGUCCAUUGGCCAUCAGCCCAGAUCAGCCAGCGCCGACUACAGCCAUUUCAGAAACCCUGCACAUAGUGACAGUGAGUUCAAACUGCAGCUUCACUUCUUCAAAAACCACCUGAAGUGUAUUAGGUAUGGGUAGAAGACGCUGGGGUCAUCGGUUGGGUUUACAGACGGCACUUGUGCAAUAUACAAUGCUGCGAUAAGAAUGCAAUAUGACACUGAAUGACGAAAUAAUAACCAGGAAAAUAUCCUUUAAACACCACAUAGUUAGCAAAAAUGCUAACGAUCCACAACAGUAGCUUGAUUUGAUGAAAACAGCACCUGGUGCUUGUAGGGCGAAAUUGGAAAGUCAAAAUGUAUCUAUAUUAAAAUCAGUUAUAACCUAAUUUAAUUUGUAGAGUGAACAUGUUAUUGCCAAUUCUACAUUAUGGGCCUAGCAUUUAAAAUUAUUCCACUGGAGUCAGUGGGAUUGUUGGAUUCACAUACAGGUGUGAAGCGGAUCCCUGUAAACCUUUCAAAUAAAUCAUUUGUGCAAUUGAUGAAUGACAAACUGGUUGGACGGUGAACUUUAAGAGAACCAAGGUAUUCAGAAUAUCAAAAUAUAGGAACCUAAUGUGAUUGGUAAAUGUGUUAGUCCAGUUACAGUUCAUUUGUAACCAGACAUGUUAUGCGAGCACUUUGUUGGAAAUUUCUUAGAAAAUGUGAGGAAGAGCAUCAAUAAUGGUAGAUAAUAUUAAGGCACAUACGAAGGAUUUUUUUUCUUUUUUUGCCUAACCAUACCAGUACCACUGAUGCCACUUUCUCACGUGGUUUAUUUGUUACCUCCAUAAAUGAAGUUCCUUUUGAAGGAAUAACAUUUUCUUGUUGAAGUUCCUGACCUUGGCAAGGCUAAAUAUCAGGUUUUAACAUUGCAACCUCAGCUAGAAUGUCUUCAGAUGCUCAGUCUUUCAUAAGAAAACAGGCUUUGCCAGAGUGUUCAUGGAAAAUCCCAACUCAGCACUCAGGGAUCUUAAGCAAAUCCUCCUUUGUUUGCUCUAACGUUUUUUUUUUUUUUUU
Mugil cephalus (flathead mullet) is the source of this 2654-nucleotide messenger RNA. RefSeq names its product beta-1,4 N-acetylgalactosaminyltransferase 2-like. The coding region runs from base 319 to 1737 and encodes 472 amino acids. The record is from RefSeq and is a predicted model, not a curated record. Gene Ontology annotation, biological process: UDP-N-acetylgalactosamine metabolic process; UDP-N-acetylglucosamine metabolic process. The transcript is spliced from 12 exons. Lineage: Eukaryota; Metazoa; Chordata; Actinopteri; Mugiliformes; Mugilidae.